Histoplasma capsulatum G186AR is the source of this 2752-nucleotide messenger RNA. RefSeq lists its product as uncharacterized. The record is from RefSeq and is a predicted model, not a curated record. The transcript is spliced from 4 exons. NCBI's taxonomy places the organism in Eukaryota, Fungi, Ascomycota, Eurotiomycetes, Onygenales, Ajellomycetaceae. The coding region runs from base 1 to 2562 and encodes 853 amino acids.
AUGGGGAGGCAACCCUACAUGAACUUGCUUGCCCUGGGGCGAUCCCCUUAUGAGGCACCAGAAACUCCUCCUCAGGGUUAUGUUGCUGGAGAACGACGCACUGAAGACAGUGUCAAUGCCGAUGGCUACGUUCAGGAGUAUGAUGUCCGCGGCCAUCCUGUCAAUCUUAGUUCAAAAGCGCUAGCUAGGCAACUUCGGAGGGCGAAAAAUGACAUUUUGUCUACCAUGGGAAUUGUUGUUAGUGGCGAGGACGGCACCUUGGGAAUAUCAAAAGAACGGCAACGGAUGAAUCUUCUGUCAACGGAAAAUGACUAUGGCCUUGCUCUGGCGACACUAGACCAGGUUGCGAUGUUCUUUUCAUCGUGGUGGACAACAUCGCUCGCCGCCCGUAUUCAGACAUUUAAACGGUAUACCCAUGUCCCAUUUCUACAAAUCAUACGCACAGAACGGAGUGAAGUCGGACUUUUUGGGUUCUACGGCGCUGGUAUCCCAGCUUGGACAGUUUCGUUCAUAGUCUCAGUUUGCCGAAAUCACUUUCUAGAACCUGCUUUCGACUACAUUCACGUCAAGGUUUCCGUACUGUUUGACAAUAAGGCCUAUAAAUUCGCCAUCCACCAUAUAUUUAAUGGUCUCCAAUUAAGCUGCAAAUUGGCCCUUUUUGUCGUCCUUGGACAAACUUAUAUGUUUUCGUUACUUCAAUCACUUCACAUACUACCGCCGCUUGCGGUUCCAACACUUCGCUCACUCCUUCCAUUUGGCCCUACCUCAUUAAUCCAAUUUCCACCGCUCCCAGCAAGAUUGUCACUAGCUGGUAUCGGAAAUUUUGGGGUUAAACUACUUACCGCCCCAUUUGCAGUGCUGUAUAUGUAUGUUUAUCUUCGGCCUAUAAUAGAGUCCAGAAUUUACCGUAUCAUCCGACGGAAACUCCCCAAACCAGACCAUCCAGAUAUCCUGUCUCUUCGUGUCGCAGCGGAAAGUGGCCUUAUCGAGUGGACAGCUCCAUCGUUCGGAAGGCGGUCUGAUGAGGAAUAUCGUCGUAGCGACCUUACAAUUGGUGAGGAAUUCAAAUAUGAAUUACGCAUCUUCAGAAAUUGGAUUUUGGGUAUUUUUGGUUUGCAAGUCGAUAGGCCGUCUGAUACAGGGGAUAGAGGACGAUUGACACCCCAUUCUCUCCAGAAUAGACUCGAACAACUUAGCCGUGAUUUCAAUACGAGCACGGCUCCUCUCCGAGAAGAAAUAAUCCAACACGGCGAAGUCUUAGUGAACUCAGUGCAAGCACGGGGUGGACAGCUUUUAAGCGGUCAAAUCGAAGGAGCUCGGCCAAGAUCCCCGACUCCGGAUGCCGCAGCGCAAGAGCAAUUUGGCACGAACCAGAUCUUAUCCGGUGAUGGGCAACGUAUGUCACAAUCACCCUUCCAGCUUGCAGAAGACUACUUCGACCAGGACGAUCCAUCUCAAGGUAGGCCAGGAAUGGAAGAAGCGUUCAGGAUGGACCCUUCUGCAUCACCCCAAGGGCCCAAUGACCACGGCCUUGAAGUAUCUCAUCGCCAUCACUUCCAUUCACGUUCCAAUACUUUAUUCUCCCAUCCUUCAACCCCAGAAUCGUCCCCCCUGGCCUCACCCCGUGUCAGAGCAUCACUGGUGCAUCAAAACUCCGACGUAAUAACUAUGCAACUCGAACUUCUACGGAGCAAUCACAACUCCCCGUCUCACGCCCGAACAAAUUAUGACAAUGAUUCUAUGAUCGCUGGCUCUGAGACAACAACAGGACUCACCCCGAGCGAAGUUGAUCGUAUAGUAUCCGAAAGUCUGGACGCGCUUCAAUUAGGUCGUGAUCCAGCCCGAUCUGAAAGCCUUCACCUCCCCGAUCAGCCAUGGGAUCAAACCAUGCUCCUACAACAACAAGCAGCUUUAGUAGAACUCAGCUCCACACUCAAUCCAGCAAGCUUGGAAAACCACGAGCAAGAACCAUCCGCGCGCCCUACUACCCCUACCGCCCCCCAAGAACCUCCAGGCACCCUCGAGCCACUCCUAGAAAUCCCCGAAUCACCCUCCGCCAGGACCCACCGUGCCGAACCCACCGCGGCCCUCGUAAAUGACGAAAACCGGAACACCUCACGGCCUCCCUCGGCACAGCCAGCACGCCGUUCCCGCCCCGGACGUCCCCUUUUCCCUGACCACCGUGUAACAAUCCUUUCCUCACUCCCCGUCGACUCCCUUUCCUCCCACCUUGCUUCCCUCCUAACCUCCGCGUUCUUCUACCCUCUUGAAUCCAUGUACCUACGCAACUUCGCAACGCAGUUUUUGACGACUCCGUCAUUGCUUGCGCCGCUACCCGUCGGUGCUAGUGCUAUUAGUGCAAUGACGCUAGGUUUGAGGAGUGAUGUGCGGGAUAUAUUCGGGUGGUGUGGAGGAGGAUCGAGAAGUGAUAUGCUCGCAUACUUGGCAAAGAUGGGCCUUGUAGUGGGCAUGGAGGCGUUGGUCAGUGUGGCGGUAUGGGGCAUGGGAACUGCAGUGACAGUUAUGCUUGGGACGAGGAAGUUUGGGUGGGGGAAUUUGUAGAAAUUUGGCGUAUGGACAGAUCGUUGGAUGGAUGGAUGGAUGGAUUGGGGCGUUUGAUCUAUUUUUUUUAAAUGUGACGGUAGAUACCAAAAUUUUUAUAUUUUGAGGAUUACCCAUCGCAAUCAAGGGAUAGUCAUUAUUGGGACAAUUGGCUAUUGAUAUUCAAAUUUGAGAUAUCAUACAUAAAUAU